AUGUCUUCGCAAUCUAUCAAAGCUGUUCGCUAUCAUGGCCAAAAGGAUAUUCGUCUAGAAUCUAUUCCUCUCAAGCCUUUGGAGCCUGGAUCGGUCCGCAUCGCGCCUAAGUUCUGUGGUAUUUGUGGUACAGAUGUGCACGAGUAUCUUGGUGGCAAUAACCUCAUUCCCAAACCUGGCUCCCCACACGGCAUUACUGGCGAGACAGCACCACUUACUCUGGGUCACGAAUUUAGUGGCAUAGUUGAAGAAGUUGGCAGUGAAGUCACACGUCUUCAGAAGGGUGAUCGCGUUUGCGUGCAGCCUAUCAUUUACGACAAUGAAUGUGGUUCGUGCAAGCGUGGUCUCGUGAAUUGUUGCGACAAGAAUGGCUUCAUUGGGCUGAGUGGUUGGGGUGGAGGUUUGGCUGAAUCAACUGUCGUCCCGCAAGAUGCUGUCAAGAAGCUCCCCGACAACGUCUCCCUUGAAGUUGGCGCUCUUGUCGAGCCGCUCGCUGUCGGAUGGCACGCUAUCAAAAUCUCACCAUACAAAGAAGGUGACGCAGCCUUUGUUGUGGGCGGCGGACCGAUUGGUCUCGCUGUUGUUCAAGCUCUUAUCGGACGAGGAUGUAAGAACAUUAUUCUUAGCGAAGUCAGUUCCAGACGACGAGAAUUCGCAAAGAAGUUUGGUGCUCAUCACGUCUUCGAUCCUACGAAAGACGAUGUCGUGGCGAACGUUAGGAAGUUAACGGGAGGAAUGGGUGCAGAUGUUGGUUUUGACGCUGCGGGUUCGCAACAUGCCAUUGAUGCGGCGUUUGAUUGCUUGAAGGCUAGGGCGGUAUUGGUGAAUAUCGCUGUGUGGGAGAAUAGGGCGCAGUUGAACAUGAAUCAGAUUGUGUUCCGAGAGAGAUCUUAUGUUGGAUGUGCGACGUAUGCUCUUGGGGAUUUUGAAGAGGUCAUUGAUGCUUUGUCGAAUGGCAAGAUUACACCUGAGGGAAUGAUUACUAAGGUCAUUAAGAUGGAUAAGGUUGUUGAAGAGGGUUUCUCAACGCUUAUUAACGACAAGGAUAACCAUGUCAAGAUUCUGGUGGAUGUAAGUGCUGGGGUAUAG
This is a messenger RNA of Fusarium coffeatum, 1089 nucleotides long. RefSeq lists its product as uncharacterized. Gene Ontology annotation, biological process: butanediol biosynthetic process. Lineage: Eukaryota; Fungi; Ascomycota; Sordariomycetes; Hypocreales; Nectriaceae. Bases 1 to 1089 code for a protein of 362 amino acids. The transcript has 2 exons. Gene Ontology annotation, cellular component: cytoplasm. Gene Ontology annotation, molecular function: (R,R)-butanediol dehydrogenase activity; zinc ion binding. The record is from RefSeq and is a predicted model, not a curated record.